AUGUCUGACCAUCAGAUUGUCAUUAUCGGUGCCUCCUUUGGCGGCCUCGGAGUUGCUCAGGGUCUCCUGAAGCAGGUCCUACCUUCAUUGGGAGACAAGAAGGCCUACAAAAUCACCCAGAUUGCUCCCAAUGACGAGUUUUUCUGGAAGAUCGGUGCCCCAAGAGUCAUUGUGAACCCUACCUCCCUCUCUCUGGAGAAGACUCUCAUCCCAAUCGCACCUUACUUCAAGAACUACAAACCUGAGCAGUACGAAUUCAUCAAGGCCUAUGUCACCUCUAUCGAUCCUUCGAGCAAGACUGUCCACACCAGCACUUCCGCUGCCGUCCACUAUGACUCUCUUGUCAUUGCUUCAGGCACCAACUUUUCGACUGCCCUCUGGUCCGUCUCAGACGGCUCCGAGCCUCUGAAGGCCGCUCUUGAAGACAUCCAUGCACGGCUGCCCAAGGCGCAGUCUGUUCUUGUUGCAGGUGGAGGGGCGGCCGGUGUGGAGACCGCAGGCGAGCUGGGCGAGGUCUACGGAAAGAAAAAGGAAAUCACACUCUUGUCAGGUGCUCCUAGUCUGCUCCCUAGACUGCAGAACAAGAAAUUGGGUCAAGAUGCCCAGGCUCGACUCGAGAAGAUGGGGGUCAAGGUGAUCAAUGACGGCAUCCGCGUUGUGGAACACACUCAGCAAGAUGGCAAAGAAGUAUUGAAAUUGAGCAACGGAGAAACAAAGACAGUCGACGUCUACAUUGAGGCGACGGGUGACAGACCAAAUACCAAGUUCGUGCCUCAGGACUGGUUGGACGACAAGCAAAGGGUCAAGACAGAUCCUGCAACUCUUCGUCUGGACGUCCCCGGAGUCACAGGUGUUUACAGCAUUGGAUCAGUUGCGAGCUACUCUGACGGCUCGGUCUUGGAUAUCAAAUUCGCCAAGCCGGCUCUCUUGGAGAGCAUCAAGCUGGAUCUUCAAGGACAUGCUGCUGGCCCUCGCAACAAGAACAUCUACAAGAAGAUCACCAAAGACAUGCAGUUCGUGCCCCUCGGCUCCCAGCAGGGUGUUGGCGUCGCUUUCGGGUGGAAAUUGCCUAGCUUCCUGGUGAAGAUGGCAAAGAGCAAGGAUUUCAUGAUUGCCAAUGCAGUCAAGACCAUUGAUGGAACUGCUUGA
Molecule: messenger RNA, 1149 nt
Organism: Capronia epimyces CBS 606.96
Lineage: Eukaryota; Fungi; Ascomycota; Eurotiomycetes; Chaetothyriales; Herpotrichiellaceae
Exons: 2
Coding region: 1-1149 (382 amino acids)
Cellular component (GO): cytoplasm
Molecular function (GO): electron-transferring-flavoprotein dehydrogenase activity; flavin adenine dinucleotide binding
Source: RefSeq, a predicted model, not a curated record